Messenger RNA from Cataglyphis hispanica, 600 nucleotides. Its product is annotated as bolA-like protein DDB_G0274169. Gene Ontology annotation, cellular component: mitochondrion. The transcript has 4 exons. Bases 99 to 503 code for a protein of 134 amino acids. NCBI's taxonomy places the organism in Eukaryota, Metazoa, Arthropoda, Insecta, Hymenoptera, Formicidae. The record is from RefSeq and is a predicted model, not a curated record.
AAUGUUUUUGGCUUUUGACUAUAAUACUCAUAAUCAGCGAAUGAAUCUGAGAAAGAAAGAGGAAUAUCAUUGAAAGUAAUAAAAAUAGUUAUGAAUCAAUGUAUAAAACAAAGUUUUUAAGAAAAUUGAUAUUUAGAAAAUAUUAUAGCACAUUUCAUCGGGAAAAUAUGAACAAAGCAAUAUUCAAUAAACCAAUAGAAAAUUCAAUCAAGAAAAAACUGGAAACUACCUUGAGACCCCUGUAUUGCAAUGUCAUUAAUGAAUCUUACAUGCAUAAUGUUCCCAAGGACUCCGAGACACAUUUCAAGGUAGUAAUAGUAUCAGAAAAAUUUAACAAGCAGCCACUGAUCGAGAGACAUCGAAUAAUAAAUAACUUAUUGCAAGAGGAACUGCAAGGAGGCGUACAUGCUUUAUCAAUAGUUGCGAAAACACCAGAGCAAUGGGAAGCAAGCAAUAAAACAGUGACUGUUAGUCCUGCUUGUAGAGGUGGUUUCGGAAAAUAAUGUUAUUUAAUAAUUUAACGAUUAAUUAAGGAUAAUAAUUUAUGAAAAUAAAUUAUGCAAUAUAUGUAAUAUAAGUAAUAAACAUAUUUUACUGCAA